This is a messenger RNA of Penicillium roqueforti, 1053 nucleotides long. It is a transcript of the gene sidJ, whose product is annotated as putative siderophore biosynthesis lipase/esterase. The record is from RefSeq and is a predicted model, not a curated record. Lineage: Eukaryota; Fungi; Ascomycota; Eurotiomycetes; Eurotiales; Aspergillaceae. The coding region runs from base 1 to 1053 and encodes 350 amino acids. The transcript has 2 exons.
AUGUCCAAGUUCUGGCCCAAAGGAGGCCUUCCCGGUAUCCUGCACCACUACACCGAAACCCUCGUCACAUUCGAAUCCACCUCCAGCACCGUCCGCCAACCGCACAGUCUCCUCUUCGUCGGCGGACUCGGCGAUGGCCUCGCAACAACAUCCUACAUGGCCGAUCUCGCCCACUCCCUACAGCAAACCGAAUGGUCCCUCUUCACCCUCAACCUCACAUCCUCCUACCAAUCCUGGGGCCUCGGCCAUCUCGACCGCGACACGGACGAGAUCGCCCAGUGUCUGGAAUACAUCAAAAGCUACAAAGGCGACAAAUUCGGCGGCGGCAAGAUCGCCCUGAUGGGCCAUUCCACGGGCAGCCAGUGCGUGCUGCACUACCUCUCCAAGCCAAACCCGCACACCAAGAUCCCGGCCUUCGACCCGGAGAUCGAACACAUCAAGCGGCCCGUGCUGGACGGCGCGAUCAUGCAAGCGCCCGUUUCGGACCGCGAGGCUAUCUUCUGCGUGUUGAAGUGGGGCAUUGGAGAUACGACGCCUGAGAAGGCACGUGCGGUAUAUGAUGAGAUGGAGGCGCUGGCCAAGGCGGCUGUUGCCGAGGGCAAGCCCCAUGAUACUAUCCUUCCUCUGGAGUUGACUUCUAUGAUUUAUCCUGCCAAUACGCCGAUUAGCUGUCGCAGAUUCUUGAGUCUGGUUAGUCCUGAGAGUCCGCAGUCGCCGCAGGAGGAUGAUCUGUUCAGCUCGGAUCUCAGCGAUGACCACUUUUUGACUACCUUUGGUCGGAUUCAAGAGCAGGCACUGUUGAAUCAUAAGCUGAUGGUAUUGAUCUCUGGGAAGGAUCAGUCGGUUCCUGAUUAUGUGGAUAAGAACAAGAUGCUGGCGAGGUGGCAGAAGGCUACGGACCAUGAUGGCAAAUAUCAGAUUUGGGAUCAAACGCACACUGGCGUUAUCCCUAAUGCUUCUCAUGCUUUGAGUAAUGAUGACCAAGCUGAGGCGCGGAAGUGGCUUGUUGAGAGGGUCUUGGGAUACCUCAAGACGGCGGUGGAUAGAUCUUGA